Trematomus bernacchii (emerald rockcod) is the source of this 1551-nucleotide messenger RNA. Its product is annotated as zinc finger protein 771-like. Lineage: Eukaryota; Metazoa; Chordata; Actinopteri; Perciformes; Nototheniidae. The record is from RefSeq and is a predicted model, not a curated record. Gene Ontology annotation, cellular component: nucleus.
AUGAGUGUUGUGCUACUCUCGUUGGUGAAGCAGCGACUCACUGCGGCUGCUGAAGACAUCUUUGUUCUGUUUGAAAGAACGAUAGCAGAGUACGAGGAGGACGAGAGACACCGGAAACUACUGGACGCUGUUUUACAGCCUCAGCUUCAGAUCCACAGAGCAGACGUCCAGCAGCUGGUGGUGGUUAAAGAAGAGGUUCCCCCUGAGCAGCAGGAGUGGAGCUCCAGUCUGGACCAGGAGGACCCAGAGCCCCCCCCACACAUUAAAGAGGAACAGGAGGAACUCUGGAUCAGUCAGGAGGGAGAGCAGCUUCAAGGGCUGGAGGAGGCUGAUAUCACCAAGUCCACAUUCACUCCUGUCCCUGUGAAGAGUGAAGAUGAUGAAGAGAAACCUCAGUCCUCUCAGCUUCAUCAAAGACAAACUGAACACCUGGAAACAGAAGCUGAUGGAGAGGACUGUGGAGGACCAGAACCAGCCAGGAACUCAGAUCCAGAGAGACAUUUACAACCAGAGACUGAGGACAACCCUGGAGACUCUUCUGAACCUGACACUGAAGACAGUGCUGAUUGGAAGGAGACCAGAGAACCAGGUUCAAACUCUCAGAGAAAUAAACAAGACCCUGUCAGUGAUUCAAGGCGUAGUGCAGGAGAGAAACCAUUCAGCUGCUCAGUCUGUAAGAAAUCUUUUACACAGAGAGGACAUUUCCAACGACACAUAAGAAACCACACAGGAGAGAAACCAUACAGCUGCUCAUUUUGUAAGAAAUAUUUUACACAGAGUGGAGAUUUAAAGGGCCACAUGAGAAACCACACAGGAGAGAAACCAUUCAGCUGCAUAAUUUGUGAGAAAUCUUUUGCAGAUACGGGAGAUUUAAAGAGACACAUGAGAGUCCACACAGGAGAGAAACCAUUCAGCUGCAGUGUUUGUGACAAAAUAUUCACCUGGAGUCAUCAGGUCAAAAGCCAUAAGUGUGUUGGUCGUCAGCCUCCAGCCAGCAGCUCAGCUGAACACUUGGAAACAGAAGCUGAUGGAGAGGACUGUGGAGGACCAGAACCAGCCAGGAACUCAGAUCCAGAGAGACAUUUACAACCAGAGACUGAGGACAACCCUGGAGACUCUUCUGAACCUGACAUUUUCCAAGUCAAAUCUGCAUGUGCAACAAAAAAAGAGGACAAUUAAUUAGUCCUACGACAAUUCACAUGAGAAAAAUCUGUCUGACUUUAUAAAGUCUGUUUGACAAUAUUCAUACAUGACUUCAUAUAAACUCCAUCUUUAUCAACAGAAGUUUUGAAUAUGUUUAAUGUUUUUGUCAUACUACUUUUCUGAUUUAUACUAUAACCACUGACUGAUUCAUCUGCAGAGUAGUUUCUCUAAUAAUCUGUUUGGUUAAUGAAAUGUUGUGACUUGAAACUUCCAUUGGGAUGUGUUUGAUAGUUCCAGUUGAGUUAUCAGUCUGUUCUGGUCUAAAAGAAGAACCAAUGACUUAUUGAUAUAGAGAAUAUUUACGAUGUUUCCAGUUUGAUUCUGUUCUGUUUAUAUCAUCAAACCAAA